AUGCUUGUUUUGUUAAGUAAUAAAAUUAUCCUUUUCUUUUUCUGUGGAACAGAGGAAGCUGCCCUAAUGGAGCUUCUUAAUUUCAUGUAUAGCAAUUCCUUAACUGCAACUACAGCCCCUGUUUUGUUGGAUGUGCUGAUGGCUGCUGACAAAUUCGAGGUUGCUUCAUGCAUGAGGUAUUGCAGUCGUCUAUUGCGGAAUUUGUCCAUGUCACCUGAGUCUGCGUUGCUAUAUCUGGAGCUUCCUUCCAGCGUAUUAAUGGCCGAAGCAGUUCAGCCAUUGACAGAUGCAGCAAAGCUGUACCUGGCUGGCCGUUACAAGGACAUAACCAAGUAA
Ilex paraguariensis (yerba mate) is the source of this 336-nucleotide messenger RNA. The record is from the annotation of a GenBank genome assembly. Lineage: Eukaryota; Viridiplantae; Streptophyta; Magnoliopsida; Aquifoliales; Aquifoliaceae.